AAAAGGUCACGCCAAAUCAAACUUUAAUGUGAUUGUUAAGAAGGAGGUCUAUUUACCGGAAUUUCGUAAAAUACACGUGAAAAUGGUGCCUAACGCAUGCGCCAAUUUUAAUUGGACUAAACCAGUAUUUAUAAAGAUGCGUUUUGAAGCUCCUUUUCGUGUUUUGGUAGGAGGUUUUUGCCGUCCUGUGAAUCAGAUUGUAAGCGUGUAAUGGCGCCAGUAAUUGGCUUAUAUUACUUUUUAAUAUUGACGUACAGCUAUUUACUUAACAAUGGGAUGAUUACUGCAAGCAGAGUGGAUCCUACUUUUCGCCUCGGAGGAGCCAUUCGGGAAAGUGUUAACCGAGACCAAAAUGCGGAGAUUAGUGGUUUCGGCAGGUUACAAAUGGGCCGCAGCUCUCUGGUGCCGCCCAGUGCUGGGAAUGCGACCAACACUAUCGAGGCAGCUAACGGGAGUCUGGUUUACGGUCAUGGCUACCAGUCGGACCAGGUUCUUUACGAAGGUGCUCAGGAGAGACUGCAGCAGGAGAGACUGCAGCAGUUGGGGCUGUCAGUGCAGUGCAGACAUGAUGGGAUGUCCUUGAAAUUAAAGGGAAAUAGGGUUUCCCAUUUGCUGGUGGACAGAGAUGGUGCCCCACCAGUACCCCUGUCACAGCUGCCUUCCCACUGUGGCUUCUCUGUCAGACGGGCACGACGAGACGUAACACUGGUGGCUCCCUAUAAUGGCUGCCAUGUGACCAGACAGCGUGGCUAUUAUACCCUGCCGCUGCACGUCUGGGGGAUUCCUGUAAUGAUGUCCUGUCCUGUGAGUUCCUCCUCCUCUCCCCCCACGAUCUCCUGUGGCUCCUCCAGUAUGGUGGUUAUGCUGGAGGGGGCUGUAGCAGAAGAGCUUAGUGUAAAGGUGAGUGGCUCAUGGGAACCCCUGCUGGCAGUCUGUGGGAAAUGUGGUUACAACGUGGAUCAAGGCCCUGGACAGCUGCGUAUCACUGUUCCCUUUACCACACCCUGUGUGGGGCUGAUGGACUCGGGCCCCUCCUUGAGGCUGCGCUCUGCGGGUGAAGAGAUGACCCUGGUGUGCCCUUUGACAAGUACCCCUACUCCAGCUACACCUUUGCUGUAUUUCCCAUACUAUACCAUUACUACUCCAGCACCUACCACUGGUCAACCGUCCACCAGUCCCUACCUCAGUUCUGAAGAAAGUCCCAGCUGUCCAGUGGCAGCCGCCAGUGCCUCCAAUGAAGGAGGGGACGAGAUGUUCGCAGCCAGUGCAAGAGGCUGCUGCGAUUGUGCUGCAGUGCGGCUUCCUUCUGGCUCUUCUUCCUCCUCUGCUGUGUGGGGCCCUGAUGUUGUGUAUCAGGUGGGUCCUGCCAUGGGGCCUCCUGCACAGCUGCUUCUGCUCCAGGCGGAUAGCCUCUCAGUGGGGUUGUGCCAUGGCUCCUUGCAGCUGACGAGUGGGGAGCCCCUGACGCCCGCUCUGGUGUGGGCUUCUGGGCAAUGGCAUCUCUCCAGCAUCUCUCCCAUCUCUCCCCCAGCACCAGCAGACGAGCUUCACGUGCCUAGUCAGUAUUCUCGAGUGCUGCUGCUUCUCAGCUGCCACAAGAUGGUGCCCCACCAGUACCCCUGUCACAGCUGCCUUCCCACUGUGGCUUCUCUGUCAGACGGGCACGACGAGAUGUAA
Molecule: messenger RNA, 1677 nt
Organism: Paramormyrops kingsleyae
Lineage: Eukaryota; Metazoa; Chordata; Actinopteri; Osteoglossiformes; Mormyridae
Source: RefSeq, a predicted model, not a curated record